CUAUUCGUUUGUUAUCGGUAUAUUUCUCGUGAAUUGAUUGUUUACAUUGUUUUCUUUCACGUUUUCUGUCAAUUUAUAUACUACACUAGUGUGUUUGUCGUUUUGUUUUAAAAUAAGAACGUUCUAUGGUGUAAUAACACGUGAAUUUGUAGGAUUAUAUGCAAUGCAUCAUCCAGUGUAGUGUUGUGAUAUAUGAAUAAUUCUUAUGGUUGUGGUGUGCUGAUUGGUUAUCCUAAAUGCUGGGGUUUAGAAGCAGUAUGUGCACUCGGCAGCACUCGCAGGCGUGCUUAAACACCUCCCUGUCGAUACGGCAGGAGAUUCAAAGAUUCGAGAGCGUUCAUCCGUCGAUUUACGCUCUCUACGACCUUGUGGAACUAGUACCGGACCCGCUGCUCGCACAACAAAUCCGUGAUCAUGUCGUGGCUAUAGAAGAUUCAUUCGUAAACAGCCAAGAAUGGACAUCUGCUCGCGGUGUUACCGAGCUCCGUGUUGGUGUUCUGGGCUCCCCAGACAGUGGAAAAUCAGCGUUGGUACACAGAUACUUAACAGGAGCCUACAUGCAGGAAGAAAGUCCCGAAGGCGGUCGUUUUAAGAAAGAGGUCAUCAUCGACGGCCACAGUUACCUCCUACUUAUAAGAGAUGAAGGCGGAUCACCCGAGAUGCAAUUCACAGCUUGGGUAGACGCAGUUAUCUUCGUGUUUAGUUUAGAAAACGAAUCAAGCUAUAAUACAGUUUCAAAUUACUUCAACAAAAUGUCACAUUAUAGAAAUUCAGCCGAAAUACCAAUAAUAUUAGUAGGAACACAAGAUGCCAUAAGUGAAAGCAGUCCCCGAGUUGUGGAUGAUAAUCGCGCUCGCAAGUUGACAAAUGAACUCAGAAGGUGUUCAUAUUAUGAGACAUGUGCAACGUAUGGAUUAAACGUUGAACGAGUGUUUCAAGAUGCAUGCCAGAAGAUUGUAGGUACGCGGUUGUCUGCUUCAUCCCAAUGUCUUUCUGGUUCGAGGCCGGUUACUCCACAACCGCUGGCGAACUCACCAAGCCAUAACCAUUCCACAUUUCUAUAUAAGGACACACUACCACGAAGUCAUCACACAUUGUCAGCAUCAUCACACCACUUACACAGAGGAGCAUCAUCCUUUGACGCAUCUUCAAAUAGCAGCGGCAUAUCUUCUACACAUGUAGUUGAAAUUCACAGCACAAAUGGCUCAGAUACUUCCUCCCGGUGGGGAAAUUCACUGGGCAGCCAUGGUUCUUCAUCUGGCCUUGUUUCUAUAGCAACAGAAAAUAACAAUGUCAAGUACACAACGCAGCAUUGUCUCGAUAACCUUCAGUCUAAAGAAUCAAAAGAUCUCCCCACUCCAUCUUCCACUCCAACGACAUCAAGGAAGUCUAGAAGACGGUCCAACCUAUUCACACCUUCAAAGAAAGGUGAUGACAGGCUGAAAAACGGUGAGCUAGGGUCGGGACGAGCAAUACCCCUCAAGCAAGGCUACUUAUACAAGAAGAGCAGCAAAGCAUUGAACAAAGAGUGGAAGAAAAAGUAUGUGACAUUAUGUGAUGAUGGAAGACUGACGUAUCAUCCGAGUUUACAUGAUUAUAUGGAAGACGUGAAUGGAAAAGAAAUUGCCCUUCAGUAUGUGACUGUCAAGGUACCAGGGCAGAAGCCUCGUGGUUCAAAAUCUAUUAUCACAACAGUCCCAGGUUACAAUGGUUACACCAACUUCGACAUCCAUGACAGCAUUGGCGGACUAUCAUUGGGUUACAAAGAUAAGCCAACUCGGGCGACGGACAAAGCUCUUAUGUCAGCAUUUGAAGCUAUGAAGGAACCGGCUUCUAGCCGGCAGUCGUUAGCGUCAGAGAUUGAUAUCGCAAAUGGAACUGACAAAGACACCCCACACGUGAAGAAAAGGCAUCGACGCAUGAAGAGCAGCGGUGUUAAGAAGGAUGAAGAAGAGGGUGAAAUUGCAACAUCCUGUGAAUUUACAAUAGUAAGUCUGGAUGGCAAGCGUUGGCGAUGGGAAGUCUGUGGAGGGAGUAGUCCUGGAGCAGCUGCAGCGGAAAGAGAUGCCUGGGUUGCAGCAGUGGAAGCGCAGAUUCUGGCGUCGCUACAAGGACGGACGUCCCGUCAGCCCGCACCAACGGGCGCGAAUUCAACGGGCGACGUGCGAGCUACGUACUACAUUAGGAGGGUGAAAGGAAACGACAAGUGUUGUGAUUGUGGAGCUGCAGAUCCUGACUGGGCGAGUUUGAAUCUAGGCGUAUUAAUAUGCAUAGAAUGUUCUGGCAUACACAGGAACCUCGGCUCUCAUAUAUCAAGGGUUCGCUCUCUGGACCUAGAUGAGUGGCCUCUCGGUCACGUGAGCGUAAUGGUGUCAAUGGGCAAUACUCUAGCCAAUUCCAUUUGGGAAGCGGACCUCAGGGGGCACAUCAAACCUAUCGCGGCCAGCAGCAGGGAGGAUAAGGAGCGGUGGAUAAGAAUGAAGUACGAGCGUCGGGCGUUUCUAUCGAGCACAGACUCGAGCGUCAUGGGCGAUGCGUUGAAGACGGCGUCUGCGCGUGGCGGGAUGUCGACGAUCGCCAGGCUGCUGGCCGCGCCCCCGCCGCGCGCCCCUUCCCCCACUGAGAGGUCGCUCGCCUUAAGAGCUGCGGCCGCUGCAGGAAAUUUAUCCGCUGCCCAGCUUCUUAUAUGGCACAAUGGCAACCCCAACUUUCCGGACGCAGAUGGCCACACAUGCCUCUUCUACGCCCGUGCAGCGGCGAAUCAUCUCUCAGGGAUACCGACUCAAUUCCCCAAAAACCUCCAAAUCACGUGCCCCCUCCACCCGUCCCCUCCCCAAACUUCUGGAAAUACCUCAACUAGUUCCAGCUCGAGUGCGAAAAGCAAGGAAAUCGAAUGUAAUUGCAUUAUUUUCGAACUCCUAAACGCGCAAAGUUCGGCCAACGCGUUAAUAGAUAUACUACUGGGAUUACAAAAUAACCAGUUUAAUUUCGAUGUCGCUGGAGGCUUUGCGACCUUAAGCCGGCCCUCGCUUGGCCCAAACCUAUCGCUUACAAACGGGAAAUGUGGCAGCAUUGUAUAAAACACGCCAACGUACCAAUGGCGGAAUAAAAUGGCGAAUAAAACGAAUUAAAUUUAGUAAUUUUUUAAAUUUGUUGUUACGACAAUUUAAUAAAUUUCUAGAUUAAUGACAAGAUACUCACUAUCGAAGCUCGUUAAAAUAUAUCAAUUCUUUAUUUAUUUGAAAUUAUUACAACAUAACUGAAAAUGUUCCGAAGACUUUAAAUUAACUAGAAAAACUGAUUUUAGUAAAACUUACCUUAUAUUUCAAUUAUUUAUAGUCUGUCCUUUUUCGUCGUAGCGUAAAACAAUUUUAUAUAAAGAAGAGACUAGACACGGUUCAACAUAAAAAAAAUCAGUAUUCAACAUGACCAGUUUUUGUCUCUUUCUGAUACAUUGUGUUAACUCGGAUGAAAAGAGACAAAUGAGUUAUAACGCUGCAACUAAUAUUUAGUGCCAUUUUAUUCCUGUUAUUAGAUGCACAAGCGUAAUGUGAGGUUACCAAAACACGAAGUAUACACCUAUAGUGCUAUGUACAUAAGUAUUCUAAAUAGUAAUUUAAAUUUGUUUUUUGAACUAUGCUUCUUUCAUUUGUGCAAUAUUGUGAAAAUUUGUCACACCUAUCUGACCCGCUGGUAGGGACACCUAUUUUAGUAUUGACUAAGUACUUCUAGUUAAGGAACUGACUCUCAUACGUUAAAAAUGUAUUGCAUUUUGACAUCCAGAAGUUCGCGCUAUGUCUCCCUUACAAAAUAAUACCGUGAUCGUCAAAUUGAAAUUGAUAAAAUUUUUGUGCUUAAAUCCUGAUUGAUGAUGAUUUGUAUGCAAUUUCGAUGUAGUUCUCUCAAUAGCCGCUGAUGCCUUGGGACAGAAACUCAACUGCUAUAGUUAUUGGAAGCUUCACGAGUAGCUCACGAGGAUUCAAAGUAAUAAUGAAGCCAUCUUGAUCAUAAUGGUAUAUUGCACAUCUAUUUCAGAGUUCAUUAAUUUACGGUGCUUUAUUCAAACCAUCACAUUAGUAUUUUUUGUAGUCAAUUGACAUUUUGUAUUAACAUAAAAAAGUAUUGAAGAGUGGCAAAGUAUUGAACUUGUAGGUAAUUGGAAACCAUGAAUUAACCUAAUUUUAUAUGUUUAAAAAUUAUUUUUAGCUAAUUUGUAAAUAAUACUAAAGUAUUCAAGUCGAGAGAAAAUUUAUUAACAUUUAUUGUUAUUAUAAAAAAAAAUUUACAUUAUAUUAAAAUUAUAAUACAAAUAUUUCCUUUAAUUCGCACGUAUACGUUUCAAUGCAUAAAUUACGGUCCAGUUCAGUAAUGUGUCGUGGCAGGAUUGUGGCGUCAUGGUUCCUUCAUGAACCAAUCGUUAGUGACCGGAUCGUAAAUGAGUAACAUUAUUUUUUUGAUAAUAUUGGCAGCAUACAUUUAGUACAUACCAGGAAUUUUGUUCCACGUUUUUAUGAACGGUUUGUUGCAUAAAGAAAAAUUUCAUGGAACUGAUAUUUGGUUAAAUUUACGAUGUCGAAUCGAAUGAAAUGAUGUAUUAUCUAUGGCCACGACAUGUAUAUUGCGUAAGCAAAGGGAAUACUAAAAAAACUAAACAAAUAUUUAGUAUUUUUUUAUAUAUUUAAUUCCUGUUCGUGUACCGUUUUCGGUCCUCUAUAGAUUUUCGAUUCCCAAGGAUGUAAUCAAACAUUGGCAUGGUAAAGAUGACGCUGCAUGUUCAUAUAAUAUGCAAUUUAGGUAAUGGAAUGUAAUUAGGUAAAUAUAUGCAUAAAAGAAAAGCAUGUACAUUAUUGAUUACUUCGUGUAUGUUACUGCGUUUUAAUGAUAGUAAUUUUUCACAUUUAUCGAACAUCACAGUAAAUCACCGUAAUAAAUAUUUUCUAGUUGUGUAGUGUUUGUGUGUUGAUCACAAUACUGGUAUUCUACCUUUGAAUAUUUAUUUGUCCGUAUAUCCAUAUCUGGUGGAAUAUCACUAUUAGUUAUAGGUAGUUGUUAGAUAAAUUAUUAAAUUAGUGUAAAAGAUCUCAGCUCAACACUAUUUUAGGCUAUUUAUAAUGUCGCUUAUGUAAAAGAUGUACUUUCGUAUCACUUAUCAAUUAGAAUUAAUAAUCAAUAAAGAUCGAUUUAUAUGAAAGAUUUGAAACAUUCCACAGUAAAAUUAUUUAACGUAGAAUCUUAGUAUUACUAGUUAGAGAUUCCAGAAGCAAAGUUUAUAAGUGUUCGCGUUUGCACUUACCUAGAGCAUAUGGUUAAUGUGAUAAUCCUAAGAUUUUUCAAAGUUAAGCCAAAUGUACUGAACCCUUCUGUGCCUACUUUAGGUAGUACGCUUUAUACCUACUUGUUUAUAGAUAAGAGAUUACGAUAAAAUGUCUUCUAACUUUCCCUUGAUACUCGAGCCAUCGAGAUAAUCACGUAGAUUAAUGAAUGCAUUUAUUUCUUAAAUAAUUGUAUUUGGUGCAAAAAUUCAUGUAUUAUUUUCGGAUUUGUUUAUUUCAUAUAAUUCUUGAUUCGGUAUAUAAGUCAAUAGCACCAAAAAAUACCUAUUUAUAAGGAGUAAGAUAUUUUCCGUGACAUGGUGUUUUGGCUUAUUACCAACAAUUCAAGACCUAUUAUAUACUUUUAAUAGUGAUUCGUUAUUUGAAUAAAGUAUUUUAAUUUCGUUACCUUGACGUGCGUUUGUUUUUUUAUUUUGUUUUUAUGCUAUGUUUGUUUUGUACAGGCCAAAGAGCUUAUAUUGUACAUAUUUACGGCGCGCAGCAAGAUGCUGUUCUACGAUUAGAUCUUCGUUAUUGUAAUUUUUAAGAAAUUUGUUGAUGUUCUUAAUCUUGUGAAAUAAAUAAUUAUGAUGGACAUGACGAAUUUUAUUUGUUUAAUAAUGUAACACCUUCACGCGUUAAUAGCGUUCUCUUACAGGGCCAGCCUUGACGAUGAGUUAGAUUCAUUAACAAUUAUUGUUUUUGUAUUGCUUUAUUUGAAUGA
This is a messenger RNA of Pieris brassicae (large cabbage white), 6036 nucleotides long. RefSeq names its product centaurin-gamma-1A (gene CenG1A). The transcript is spliced from 15 exons. Gene Ontology annotation, molecular function: GTPase activator activity; GTPase activity; GTP binding. The record is from RefSeq and is a predicted model, not a curated record. The coding region runs from base 237 to 3080 and encodes 947 amino acids. Lineage: Eukaryota; Metazoa; Arthropoda; Insecta; Lepidoptera; Pieridae. Gene Ontology annotation, cellular component: nucleus.